Messenger RNA from Salvia miltiorrhiza (redroot sage), 1879 nucleotides. RefSeq names its product mitogen-activated protein kinase kinase kinase 20-like. The transcript has a single exon. The record is from RefSeq and is a predicted model, not a curated record. Gene Ontology annotation, biological process: protein phosphorylation. Bases 32 to 934 code for a protein of 300 amino acids. Lineage: Eukaryota; Viridiplantae; Streptophyta; Magnoliopsida; Lamiales; Lamiaceae. Gene Ontology annotation, molecular function: protein kinase activity; ATP binding.
UUGAGAGAGAGAUUAAUAAUUUAAUUGGGUGAUGAAGAUGCAUUGGACAAGAGGCGAAACCCUGGGAGCCGGUGGUUUUGGGUUUGUGUCGAUCGCUAAGACCCACCAAGAAGGCGGCGGCAAUCCCAAUAUCCCGGCGGUGGUGGCCGUGAAAUCGGCCAUAGUUUCGCAGUCGAAGUCUCUUCAGAAGGAGAAGGAGCUGCUGAAGAAGUUGGAGGGAUGCCCCUGCAUCCUCCGCUGCUUCACCGACCAAUUCACCACCGAGAAUUGCCAGAAUCUAUACAACAUCAUUCUCGAGUACGCUCCGGGCGGCUGCCUCGCCGACCUCAUCGGAAAAGGUCUACCGGAGCACGUCGUCAGCCGCCACACCAAAUCCCUCGUCACCGCCCUAAUUCACAUUCACAAACACGGCUACGUUCACUGCGAUGUGAAGCCGCACAACGUGUUGCUUGUGGGCCACGAUUCCAAGCUCGCCGAUUUCGGGAGUUGCAAAAGGAUUGGUAGCGUUGAAGACGACGACGAUGAGCAGCAGCAAGGGUUUAGAGGGACGGUUCUUUACGCCGCGCCGGAGUCGAUAUCCCGGCAGGAGUAUACGGCGGCGUCGGACGUUUGGGCGCUGGGGUGCACCGUGCUCCACAUGUUGACCGGAAAAGCGCCUUGGAAAUUCGGCAAAGACGCGGCGGCGACGGACGUCUUGAUGAAGAUCGGUUGCAGCAAUGAGAUUCCGGCGAUCCCAAAGGUUUCGGAGGAGGCCAAGGAUUUCCUCAGGAAAUGCUUCGUUAAGGAUCCGACGGCACGGUGGAAAGCGGAGAGUCUACUCGAUCAUCCUUUUCUCAAGAUGGCCGACGGCCGCCGCCGCCGCCGCCAUUUAUCAUCAGCGUUGCAUUCACUUUUGCCGCAGUGUUUUCAUGUCACGAAAAUUCAUGCCUAUUAAUUGAUGAUCAUCAUCGUACAGCUUCGUUUUGGUUGUACUUAAUUAUGUGACCGGAUAAAUUAACAUGGCCGGUUCAAAUUAUUUACGCAUCGAAACUUCCAGUUGUGAUCAAUGUGAUAGUGUUGCUUCGUCUGGAUCAAAAUGUUGUGCAGAGUGUUGGAACAGCACGCACAACAACACAGAGUAAACAGCAGCGGAAAUAAAUAAAAAUGGGAGAGAAGACACAAGGAGAUACAAAAAUUCUUCAAGUUAUAAAAUAUAUAACUUGAAGACGUCUCAUGGCAAAAAGACUAAAUCAAGAAUGAACAACUCACGUUCAAUACCUUUACAAGACUCUAGGUAUUGAACAAACGACACUCUCAUUAAAAAACAAAACUCGGUUCAAGAGUAAUACUACGAAACCUUACAAAAUAAAACAACGGGUGUUGACUCUGAUGUCAUCCCGACAUACAGAAUCACACUCGUACACAAUUGCCCUACAUGGCUUGAUUUCUCUCUGUAAGCUCUUGGCAGACUUAAGGAACAACGAGUGCUGUAAAAGAUGUUAUCGUAACACACAACAUAACACUCGUACAAGAAUCGCCUAUCACCCUCUCAAGCUGCACUUUGAAUGAGAACUCUUCCCCAGCUUAUAUAGGCAUCUCCAACUUGCUCCCCAAGCCUUGAAAAACGUGCUGCAAGUGAUGGAUGGAGUGGUUGUUGAAGUGGUUAGGUUUUCCUUGUUUGUAGGAACAAACUCCACCAACUUUCUUCCCUUAACUUCCAACAGCCACGUUUGAGCCUCCAACCACUCCCUUUCUCUCUCUUUUCCCUAUUCUCAUCUUCCUUAUUUGUAGGAGUCUUCAACCUCUCUUUGACUCAGCCAUUCGAACCCUACAAAACACACGUGAAGAAGGCAAAACAAACCAAAACUUUAGGAAAGUUUUAUGGAGUUAAAAAUUAACU